GAGAGAGAGAGAGAGGGGGGGGGGGGGAAUCUUUUGAAACGAGAGAAGCCAGAACGCAUUUUCAGGGAGAGCACACAAACAUCGGCGGUCUAUACAGCAGUGAAGAGAUGGGUGUCAACAAAAACUUGGCAAAACCAUUACCAUUGGUUUUGGCAUAUAUUUUGGCUUCACUGAUUGGUUGGUCGAGGUGCCACGAGGGGGCUUGUUUGCAGGACGGGAAGCACAAAGCCACUCCAGGUCCAGAACCGCACCUGAAAGACUGCAGGCUUUACGCCGACAAUGCCUGCUGUUCAGAAAACGACGCUCAGGAGAUUGCAGCGUCCCCAGUGACCAAAGUGGAUGACGUUGUCUGGGGCCGGUGUGGAGCCCUCAGCCCCAGCUGUGAAGCCUUCUUCAGGCGCGCGGCCUGCUUCCGUCGCUGCUCUCCGGACGCCGCCCGCUGGCCACACCCGCUCGACCCCGCCUCCAUCCAGGGCGUGCCGCUCUGCCGCAGCUUCUGCAGAGACUGGUUUGAGGCCUGCAAAGCUGAUCUGACCUGCACGGGCCAUCGGGGGGGUGAACGGAAAAAGGGUCCCCGGGGAAACAACUGCACUGGAAACUGUGUGACCUACCAGCAGGUGUACCGGGAUGGGCGUGGCCUGUGCGAGACCCUGUGGGGCGACGCCUUCGUGACGGUGGAGGACGAGGCGCAGGAGGAGAAGGAGGAGAAGGAGGAGGCGUCCUGCGGCUGCCUCACCCUCAGCCCCACGGACGGGGAGGUGAUCGCCGCCCUGCGCGCGCAGGAGGAGGACCCCGACGAGCUGGACACCACCAAGGCGGGCCUCCCGCAGUACCGCGCGCCCUGCCGCGCCAAGAGCCAGCCGCCGCCGCCGCCACCAGAGGGCGCCACCCCGCCCCCGCAGGCCCCGCAGGCCCGCAGCAACGGCGACAACGCCGUCCUGCGCAAGCGCUCGCUCUUCGUGGAGGACGUGGAAGGCAGCGGCAGCGGGUUCUAGAACAUUCCCACGGAAACGCUUUGGAGGACUUCAUAGAUUCCGUGACCCUGAAAAAGGGCGUAUGCCACCGUCUCCGCAGGCCCCGUGUCAUCGACUCAAGCCCUCAGAAACGCGCAGCCGGCUUUGAGGUAUGAUAUUUGUUCAAAGGCUUCAUGUUUGUGAACUAUCGAUUGUGUGCUCUUUUGUGCCGUGUUCUUAGACCUCUAAAGGAAAACCUAGUCGUAGCAACAAAUGAAUAUACUGUACCUGACUGCAUGCCAUCCGCUUUCAAAACUCUGCGUUCACCUCUUGUCACACGUAAGCCAAAAGCCCUAAAAACACAGAAGCCCCACAUUUUCACUGAGGAACCAUUUUCACUGCCCUCAGAGCAGACAAUCACAUUAAUUAAUGGUUUCUUCAAUGAAGUUGUCCAGGUCCUGAGGCAGCGACGCAUCCCCCACACCACCACACCACCAUAUUUGACCGUUGGUACGAUGUUCAGUAAAAUGCUCCAUUUUCUUCAUGUCAGACAUAAUGGGACCCAUGUUGUCGAAAAAGUUUCACUUUUGACUCGCCUGUCCAUAGACCAUUAUCCCAAAGGGCUUGGGGAUCAUUUUUGUGCUUUUUUGCAAAUGUGAAAUGAGCGUUCAUGUUUUUUUUUUUUGGUUAGCAGUGGUUUUCUCCUUGCUACUCACCCAUGAACAUUUUUGCCCAGUCUCUUUUUUAUUGUGAAGUCACAAAUGCUGACCUUAGCUGAGGCUAGAGAGGUCUGCCAUGUUUCGGAUGUUUGUCUGGGAUCUUUUCUGACUUCCUGGAUGAGUAGUCGCUACAAAUUUAGGCAGGCCAGCCACUCUUGUGAAGAUUCACCACAGUUUGAAGUGUUCUCCAUUUGGAGACAAUGUCAUUGUAGUUCAGUAGAGUCCUAGAGUCUUAGAAAUGGAGUUGUAACUUUCCAGACUGAUAUAUUUCAACAACUUUUUUCUCUCUUCUGAUAUUUCCUUUUGUUGUGGCAUAGAGUGCUGAUAUAAACCUCCUGGCGAUUACUUCACUUUGAUGGUAUAUGAGUGAGGUUUAGAUUCAACAUGGUGCAAUCAAUCCUGGCUGUGUUCAAUUAGCUGAAUUAUCAAUUCAAUUUGGUUCAUUGGUUGAUUAACUAAGGGGGCAAUUACUUUUUCACAGGGGUGAUACAGGUAUUUGAUAGCAUUUUAUCAUUAAAUAAAUUUAUUUUGAAAAUAUUUUGCAUUUACUCAGUUUCCCAGUUUGCCUAAUACUACGUUUUCAACUCACACAAAUAAAGUGUGAGAAAUAUGCCAUAAGAGAGAAAAUCAGGAAAGGGGAAAAUACAGCACUGUAUAUGAUCUCACACCAGGGUAAAGAGCUUAGGACAUGGCAGGGGGAAAACAGAGAGGCUGCACCUCGGUUCCCAAAAUCUCCCCUCACUACCGCAGAGCAAUUGCAUACACACAGCUGGUCAGAAACAUACGGCUCGUGGUACAUAUACUCACUAAUCCAGAAUGUAGCUCACCUGAGUAUUGGCGUCGCUGACACAUUUGUUUUCUCCCAAGUACUAAAAGUUGGUGUAAUGAAGGGGGGAGUUAUCGUGGCCUAAUGUAGAACCCACAUUGGAACAUAAGAGUGUGAGACGUAGUGUGCAGUAGAAGAUUCUUAGGCACCCAGAAUGUUUAAAAUGUAAUGGGGAAAGUUGCUUACUACAAAGCACAAUUUUUAAACUUAAAACAAAUAAACCCUCUGGUAGAUUUCUAGGAUUGCAGCAGCGCUCAGAUUUUGGGUCUUACAGCUCGCUUUAAAUGAGACGAAGACACCCAAGUUUUAACUUGAUUAAACUCUUGGGGGGCGGGGGAAAGGAAACCCAGCAUGAAAACCAUGAUUUGCACAGUGCCGGUUUGACCAUUGGUAAAUUAAAUGUCUUUAUUACUCGCUGUAAAAAUGUGUCAAGAAUUAUAAAGCUGGAUCUUUCUCUUUUUUCCUGUAAGUGCUGAAUAAAUGCUGUAUUUCUAAGUGUGUUUGACAUGGUUCCUUCUCUCAAGUAAAAUAAAUAAACAGUUUUCGGCCCAUA
Messenger RNA from Anguilla anguilla (European eel), 3051 nucleotides. RefSeq names its product retbindin (gene rtbdn). Gene Ontology annotation, molecular function: signaling receptor activity; riboflavin binding; riboflavin transmembrane transporter activity. Lineage: Eukaryota; Metazoa; Chordata; Actinopteri; Anguilliformes; Anguillidae. The record is from RefSeq and is a predicted model, not a curated record. Gene Ontology annotation, cellular component: external side of plasma membrane. Bases 108 to 995 code for a protein of 295 amino acids. The transcript has 6 exons.